Musca domestica (house fly) is the source of this 910-nucleotide messenger RNA. RefSeq names its product helix-loop-helix protein ngn-1 (gene cato). The record is from RefSeq and is a predicted model, not a curated record. Gene Ontology annotation, molecular function: protein dimerization activity. The coding region runs from base 26 to 814 and encodes 262 amino acids. NCBI's taxonomy places the organism in Eukaryota, Metazoa, Arthropoda, Insecta, Diptera, Muscidae. The transcript has a single exon.
AAAUUCGGAAAAUUUUGUUAAGAACAUGAGUUCCUAUUUGACGUAUAAACCCUUGCCAACCUCACAUGGAGUGCUGACAGAUUACAACACGGCAUAUCCUUCCUCGGCGGAAGAUGAUAGCUCCCAAUAUUUGGGCAGCCCCAGUUAUCACCUGAACACCAAUUCUCCACUGAAUUCAACACCUUAUGUGGGAAAUGCAACAGUCUACAUGGAUAAUUGGACAAUGGGCAAUACCAUGGUUACCUCCACACCCAAUGGCGGAUAUUAUCAUCACCAACCUCUUCCUGCAUAUUCACUGGAAUCUCAGUUAACACCAAAUCAAAGUUCCACAGAAUUGAGCAGUGAAAUCAACUCAAACCCGAAGACCAAGUCAAGCAACAAAAAAGAAAGGAAACCCAAAAGUCGCACCAAUUCCACCUCCUCGAAAAAGUCUAAUAGCUCUGAACCACCAAAUCCUCCCAGUCCUACGGUGUUGAAACGACGUCGUCAAGCAGCCAAUGCCCGGGAACGUAAACGCAUGAAUGGUCUAAAUGAGGCAUUUGAUCGGCUGCGUGAAGUUGUGCCAGCUCCCGACUUGGAACAAAAACUCUCCAAAUUUGAGACACUACAAAUGGCCCAGACCUAUAUUUGUGCCCUCAUCGAUAUGCUCGAGAAUGGCAAUGAGUCUUCGGAAAUCAACUACAACAGCCUGUACUCUCUGGAUGGCAAUUCCUGCCUGUCAUCACCAGCAUCGAUAUCACCCUGCACCCCACCACCACCACCUCCCACCGGCAACAAUUUUCAUUCGUUUGGUCGAGAUUUAAGUCUGCAGUGAUUUGCCAUGCCGAGAAUUUUUUUUCUCGCGUUACAUUUCUUGUUCCUUGGCCAUCGUCAAUUCCCCGGCUAGCCUAACUGCAGCAGGUUAAGGUGA